CCGGCUUCGCAAGAGAGAUGCUGAAAGCUAGUCCGAGUGCUAAGGCCAGGGCCGAAGGUCCCCGCCGUGCCGUGAAGGGCGGGGAUGUGACUGGCGACCGGCCUAAGGGGGGAGGUACUGACUGGAGUCGUGUGACCUUGUCCUCCAGCAGACGCAUCUGACAUGUCAUUUGAGGAGCUGUUGAGAUUACAGAGCCAAGUGGGAUCCAAGGCAUACAAACAGUUGGUAGCUGGAAACAGCGCUAAAACUCGAAGCCCCAGACAACCCGCGUGUGUCGCCGAUAAGCUCCGGCCUCUGGAAAUGUCAGCCAAAGUCCGGGUGCCAUUCUUACGUCAGGUGGUUCCCAUCAGUAAAAAGGUCGCCCGAGACCCCCGCUUUGAUGAUCUGUCAGGGGACUAUAACCCUGAAGUGUUUGACAAAACGUACCAGUUCCUGAAUGAUAUCCGAGCCAAGGAGAAACAGCUUGUGAAAAAGCAGCUGAAGAAGCACCGCUCAGGGGAGGAGCGUGAGAAACUGCAGCAGCUGCUUCAGCGCAUGGAGCAGCAAGAGAUGGCACAGCAGGAGCGCAAGCAGCAGCAGGAGCUGCGCUUGGCCUUGAAGCAGGAGAGGAGGGCUCUGGCACAGCAGGGCCAUCGGCCAUACUUCCUGAAGAAAUCUGAGCAGCGCCAGCUGGCCCUAGCUGAGAAGUUCAAGGAGCUGAGACGCAGCAAGAAGCUGGAGAGUUUCUUGAGUCGAAAGAGGCGCCGGAAUGCAGGCAAGGACAGGAGGCAUCUCCCUCUGAGCACGGAGUAGGAAGGAGCCGUCCCAGGAGGUCCGGAUCUGCAGGGACCAAUCUGGGGUUGGCCAGUUCUGGUUCUCUCCUGCUCAAAGGCAGGCAUGCCAACUCCAACUGCUCUAGGCCGACUCAGAAGACCGGUGUGCCCUUGGACUGUCAGGGCUGUACAACAAGACCUCAGCCUUCCACGGCACACCACCUUUCUGGAAUCUGGUCUGUGAACAUCUGAUGUCAUGGUCUCAUGUUCUUGUCCCAGCCUUGCCUUAAGCCAGUGUGACUCAAAUGAAAAGGGGGCGUGGGCUGUGGUCAUGUGAGCUUUCUGGGCAGGGACUUCACAUAAGAGUCACUUUAGAAACAUG
Molecule: messenger RNA, 1134 nt
Organism: Mastomys coucha (southern multimammate mouse)
Lineage: Eukaryota; Metazoa; Chordata; Mammalia; Rodentia; Muridae
Gene: Rrp36
Product: ribosomal RNA processing 36
Exons: 7
Coding region: 163-792 (209 amino acids)
Biological process (GO): maturation of SSU-rRNA from tricistronic rRNA transcript (SSU-rRNA, 5.8S rRNA, LSU-rRNA)
Cellular component (GO): 90S preribosome; nucleolus
Source: RefSeq, a predicted model, not a curated record